This is a messenger RNA of Mustela erminea (ermine), 10599 nucleotides long. RefSeq names its product protein phosphatase 1 regulatory subunit 3F (gene PPP1R3F). The transcript has 4 exons. Gene Ontology annotation, cellular component: protein phosphatase type 1 complex. Gene Ontology annotation, biological process: regulation of glycogen biosynthetic process. NCBI's taxonomy places the organism in Eukaryota, Metazoa, Chordata, Mammalia, Carnivora, Mustelidae. Bases 8710 to 10122 code for a protein of 470 amino acids. Gene Ontology annotation, molecular function: glycogen binding; protein phosphatase 1 binding. The record is from RefSeq and is a predicted model, not a curated record.
UCUGCCAGCGCCACCUCCGCCAACGCAGGGCUGUGUCUAGGAUGGAGGACAAGCAUCCCGACCCUGGAACCCCCUCAGGCCUGCUCUCCAGGACAGGGAGGAGGGCGCAUUCAGUCAGUUAGUCUGAGUAACGGAGGCCAAACAUGUGCUAGGCUCUGUUUUAAUUACUGGGGUUUCAUUCAUUUAUUGAAUUCCCCGGUAAAACCCUGAAGGAGACAGACAUCUUCCCUACCCUCAAGGAUGAUGUAGGCUUCUCUGGGAGAUGGUUUGAAAGAAAAAAAAAAAAAAGCAAGCAGAUAAGAUACGGAGGGAUAAGAUUAGUUGCUGAGAGGAAAGUGAAAUAGGGUAAGGCGAUAGUUUGGAGGGAAUAGAUGCUUUAGAAUGUUCAGGGAAGACCUUUAAGGAGGUGAGUCCUGGAUGAUCGUAAGAGUCAUGUGCAGGUAUGGGGGUGGGGUGGGGAGAGUUUGUAGAAAAGGGAACAAGGAGGACUUUUCUGAGGGGGUGCAAUUUAAACUGAAUCCUGAAUGAUAGAGGAAGAGUGGUUAUGCACAGGUGUGGGAGCAGAGAGAGAUGAGGACAGAGGUCCUAAGGUGAGAAUGAGCUUGGUGUGAAUGAUGAGCUGUGUGCUGCAGUGGACAGAACUUAAGUGAUCUAGUAGGGUAGACCAAGGGCUUUACCAGUGGGGGACAGGGGAUCUGAUCCCCAUUUGACAGAGCAGCAAACGGAUUCCAGAGGGAGAAACUGGUUGAGGAAGUGAUGGCGCCUGGCUUUUCCAAUUCCACCAUGGCUGACCUUGAAGCCUGUGCAUCUCUUUACUGUUACAUUCUAGUCCAGUGCGAGGUCUCCUGCAGGAUUGAGGGGCUGAGUCUCUGCUCUCACAGGGAAGCAGUGGCUCUGGCAGAGGCAGAACCAGAUGGGCCUGGACUUGAAGCUCUUGUCCUUUGUUUUUGCCUGUGACCAUUCAGAGCCUGGGAGAAGGAGCCACUUAACCCCAGGAGGCAUCAUAGGAGACUAGAUUUUCUCAGUCAAGCUAGGACUUCUUUGAAGGUAGCAGCUAGGCCUGAUUCUUUUGGGGGACGGGGUCACGUAAGUCUAGUCUGGGAGAAGUAGAGUCUCCGUGCGUGUGUGGGAAAUGCACACAUUUCCCUGCCUCUGGGAAGGACUGGAAAUGGGAAUGGGAAAAUGCGUUCUGGACCUUGUAUAUGCUUGAUAAGAAGCCUCAGGCUGCAGCAAGAUGAUUGUGGUCCUGGCAAGGCCUUAGUCUGUGAGUGAGUGAUUCAGAAAGGUCUAGCUUGGGGCUGGUGGGCAGUCAAGUACCCACUUACAGACCUGUGAGCCCCACAGUAACCUGAGACUUAAGUGUAAGGGGGCCAGGCAGCAUGCCUUCCCUUAUUUGUUAAGAGAAUGGAUUCUGACAUCAGAGUGCCUUGGUUCAAAUUGCAGCCUUGCCGUCUGUUGGCUUUGUGACCUUGGCUAACUCAUUUAACCGCACCAUGCCUCAGUACCCUCACCUGUAAAACAGAUAAUUACAACACCUACUUCAGAGGAGACGAGUAAAAGCACUCAGAACCAAAUCUGGCUCAUAGCAGUGCCAGAAAGUGUUAGCUAAUGUUUAUGUUUAGGGAAUCACACAUACAGUUCCUUGGAUACGCCUCCCAAACUCGGCUCUGCCCAUCACCUACUGUGUGGCCUUGCCUCAGUUUCUUCAUCUGUAAGCCUCAGUCUUCUCAUCUGCUAAAGGGGAAUGACAGUCACUUUGGAUUGAACACAGCAAACAUGGGCAAGGCACUGAAGGAUGGUGGUAGCCGUGGAAGAGAAUAGUGGUCAGCAUUUACUGAGCUGUGUGCUGAGAGCUUCAAGGCUGUUCUCUCCUGAGUCCUGCUGUGUGUGCUCUGUGGUACAGGCGCUCUGGUUAUGUGCAUUUGAUAAAGGGGGGUACUGAGGUAGCUCAGGGAGUGACAAUGCCAGGGAGGACAUGCUGGGGACUUUUUUUUUUUUUUUAAACUACUCCUCUGGAAGUUCUGACAGGGUUCGGGAAGAGUUCUGCAUCUCAUUUCUGGUGUUCCCAGCAGGGUAUGCUUUCCUUUUCUCUCUCUCUUUCUCUUUUUCUCACUCUUUUCUGUCUGUCUCUCUGUUUGCUUUUUGGAGGUAUCCCUUUAUGAAGUGUAGUGUCUUAAGUAUAGGGCUCAGUGGAUUUUUACAUACAUAUGCUCGUGUAGCCAUCACCCAGAUCAAGGUUUGGAGUGGACCUGGUUCCCAGAAGCGCCUUCAUUUCUGUCAUUUUUCCCAAGUUGUCUUCCCAGGUGGCUGCAUGGGAGCUCUGUCUGUAAGAUGCGACAGUUUGGGUAACCAGAGUUUGGUCAUUUUAGAGUGUUAAAGGAAGAGAACCAGAGAAAUCAAAAGCUCGCAGGGCCAAGGUGGGUGGAGAGGGUGUUUUUCUUUUAAAAUACAUGGGCGGUUUUAAGGAGAAAUUGAAGCAGCUCGUUCAGACAAUUGUUUUGGUAUCUGGCCCCAGGUCUGUGGUUCCUAACAGGACUUGUGAUAUUAUUUUAAGUGGGCAGAUGGCUUUUUGAUAGCUUCUUUAUCUUUUGAUCUCAGCUCUUGCAAAGGGGAGGUUGGUGCUCAUUGCAAGAUCAGCGGUAAGAUUUUCUUUGUAGGUCGGUGGCUUUCUUGGCGAGUACAUUUCAACUUAUUUUUGUUUUAAAAGCUGUGUGCUGCCUGGGACUUGGAGCACUAUUGAAGAACAGCUGCCCCUGCGAGCCAGCCCUCUUGGGAACCAGUAGCUGGUCGCAGGGGAUAGGCUGAAUGUGUGGGAGCCCUGUGGUAGAGGGCCUUGUUCAGAAGUGCCGGCCGCAGCCCCCGCCCCUGCCUCCCGCCCUGAACUGGGCAUGGCCACGUCAGGUGGGGGCACAGGGAAAGUUUAUGUUAUGGGACCAGGCUUUUGAUAACACUUAGGCUUCGAGAUGAUCCAUCAACAAGCAUUUGUUGAGGGCCUACUAUGUGCUGGGCACGGUGCUAGGUUCAAACAGGGAAAAAGACGCAGACUGGCACUACGCUGUCGAGGGUAUUGUGGUGGAAUUGGGUGGGAGAGGCAGGGAUGGAGGGCUUGGUGUGUGACGCUUGGCAGAGACCCUACUCUGUGCUGGGCGUUUUGCUGAGGGUUCGCAUGCAAAGGCCUCAUCUAAUCCUUUGAGCAUUCCCCUUGAGAGAGACUGUUUUUAUCCCUCUUUCCUGGAUGAGCAAACUGAGGCUCCCAGAGUCCAGGGUCCUAGGGCUGGUGUCGGGAGGAACCCUCCUGGUCUGCCUUGGCUUAACACCCUUACGAGGUGUCCUGUUCCUCUUAGAAAAAAAAGACCAAGAAAGCCUCAGCAUGGCCUUCCAGCAUCCUCCUGCCCUGUCCCCCAGUCUGUCCUCCACAGCUGCUAGUCUCACAUCACACCAUCCAUCCUCUGCCUUCAGAGCUCCUGUCACUGUGGUCUUAACAAGGUGCCUUGCCCCUUAACUGCCUCAGGGCCUUUGCCCAUGCUGUUUUCCAUCACCAGGAAUGUUGAUCCUGUACUCCUUGUGGUCUCCUCGUUUUGAUCCAUCAGUUCUAAGAGUGCUUCCCCUGGAAAGCUUGUCCAUCCCAACAUCCUGAUGUUUUCUUAGCAUGGCCCUGAUGUUUUCAUAGUGUAGAUCAGCUAAGCCCUGCCUGAAAAUGUCAUGUAGCAGAACAGGUGUGUGUUGCCACAAUUUUAAGAUCAUUUCCCACCCUGCCUGGCAGUCCUAUUCUAUUUUUCUGAUCCACUCUUGUCUCCACCUUGCUGUGACUCUUUUCAAAUGUUCUUUACCUUCAGACUUUACUUCCUGCUUCAAAAAACAAAAAGAAGCUGAAAGGAUGGAACUCCCCAUAGCUCACAGCCCCCCAGCAUGCAAACUAAGUUCCCUCCCUUGUGUUACAGGGGAGGAGGGGCCCCUUUUACUGUCUCAGGCCAGUCUCCCCAUUUGUGCUCUGCAAGUUCCAUUUUCUGCCACCUGCUCCAGAACUUGACCCUUUCUCUCCUGGCAGCUUUUUUUAGCCCUCCUUGCUGAUCCUCUCUCUUGGCCUUCAUACAUGCUAGCAUCUCUCCUGUCUGAAAAACCUGUCCUUUGACCUCCCCUCUGUCCCUGCUGCUCCCAACCAGCACCUAACCACCCCUUCCUCUUCAGUGCUGACCCCUCUCUGAAGAGUUGCUGACACUCUCCUUCUCCGUUUGCUUCAGCCCCCCACAUCUACCAGAUUCCGGAGGUGGUUUUGGUUUUCUUCUUGAAGUUGCUGAGCAUUCCUACUUAACACACGGUCUCUCCCUUGCCUUGGGACCACGCUCUGCUGCUUUUCCUCUUAACCCUCUGGCCUUUCUCCUUGCUCUUGCCUUCAGCUCACAUAGCCAGGCUGGGUGUCUCUCACUUGGCUGGUGUCCCAAAGAUGGGUCCCGUGUUCGAGAUCGAAUCCAUCACCUCCCCAGCAGUGUUUCUGAGCGGCCUCUCCCUGACCCCUCCCUUGCUUAUCUUCCUUCUAAGCAUCCUAAGCCCAUCCUGACCCUGGAGUCUGGGCCAGGGCCCUUUGUUCCAGAGCAUUCUUCCUUUCCUGAAGGCACAGACCUCAGUUUGUAGUUAGACCUUCAUUAGGGGAUUAUUGGAUGACCCUCUCUGCCCUCUUAGACUGUAAGCUCCGUGAGGGGUAGGGACAUGGUCUGCUUUUUGUUCACCUCUGUAUUCCUGCAGGGCCUGCCACGGUGCCUGGCACUUAACAGGUGCUCAAUAAAUGUUUGUUGAAAGAAUGAGUGUGAGUUAUUUUUUUAAAUGUCUUCCUCCACACGAAAUUGUCAGCUUGCUAGUUGGGUGUGCUCCUCCUUGUGUCUCCAGGGUCUGUCACUGGGCUGAUGCACGGUAAGGCCUCAGUGAUUUUUAGGUCACCUGUUGCUGAAUGGUUGGGGACACAACUUGCUCUCUGAGUUGGCAGCCUUAGGGGAAACCAGAACAAACAAAGUUGAAACAGGACAGGUCAAGGGCCGUCUUAGUUGUCCAGAAAGUCAGGAUUGAGUGAGAAAGCAAUCCUUUUGUACUCCACCGACAAUUGGUAGGGCAUGAUGGUUAAGGAUGUGGACUGAGGCCACACACUGGAAGUGGCGGAGCUGGGCUCUGGGCCAGGGUGGUCCUCCUCUAGUUCCACAGUUCCUAAAGGCUAUACAAGGCUGGGUGGUGCAUCUGACCAGCGGGGCAUUGCUAGGCAAGUUGCUGUCCUUUUCAGAGCCUCAAUUUCCCUCAGUGGGAAUUUGGAGGAGAUCGCUGUUUGUUAGCACUUUAUAGGCGAUGUUCCACUAUUUUCUCAGUCUACCCCACAGCCCUCUGGGGUGGCCAUUACCAUUGUACCUUCCUUACGGAGGAGGAAAGUGAGGCAUCGAGAGGUUAAGUGACUUGUUCCAGGUCACACAGCUGGUAGGUGGCAGAGCUGAGAUUAUUCAAAGUUAGCCUGUUCUGACACUUCAUUGAACUGUGAAAUCAGUUUCCUGGAUCCCAACCAAUAUUAAAGAAAAAGAAGUAGCAUAGGAAAUAGUGUGCAUCACAACACGUAGUAAAGGUAAGUGCUGUUUCACUCAAAGAACAACUGUUUUUCAGUUUUCUAUAACUGUAUAUUUACACAUGUAUGGGGGGUGCCGGCGUAUGAUGUCAAAUGUAUUUCUUACUGUGGGUCACUGCCAAAUGAAUGAAGUCCCUGCCAUGAAAGAGGCUCGUGGCCACGAUAAACUGCUGUCCUCCCUCCCAGCCCGCCUGAGGGGCUGUGAGUCCCAGAGUCGACACUGACACAGACCGUAGCUGGGGAAGGCAGAGCAGUGCACCCCCCCCCCCCAGAAUUUGGUGACUUUCACAGCUGCUUCAAACCCUGUUCUUGUCAGAAAGCAGAUGGCUGGGGGAGUAACCAGAAUCCUGGGAUUCCAAGUAUCGUGGGGCAGGUUUCUGAAGCCACCUGACCUCCUGGGGAGUCAGCAUGAUCUUCGAGUUGACUGCAUGGGAGCUGGGGUCUGCUGAGUUUCCCUUUGGGUUUCAGCACAUGACCCACUUUGGGCUUGCCAAGUUCUUUGAAAACAGCGUCGGGGGUACUCCCAGAGGACUCGGGGUGGCUGCAGUGAUGUGACUGCUCUGAGAGUCUGCUUUGUUCUUGCCCAUUGGGGGUUGUCAGCCCUCCCCCGCUUGCACUCUGGUGAUUAACUUUUUUGUUCUGUCUCGGCUGGCCCAGGCUGGGGCUGACGGCACCUCUUUCUGAAAUCUCACCUUCCGGUCUCUCCGCAUGUCAUCUGAGGUCAGCGGUCGUUGAAUUUCCUGAUGGCAGGAGGAAUUUCACACUUAGGAGACUGGUGUGGCCCCUUCUAGGCUGCACUGUCUUGACUAGUUUUUGAGAACACCCCAAGGAUGCAUCCUGGGUGUGGGUCCAGGAUCCCGGGCCUGCCCCCGGCCCACUACUGCGUUUUGCCCUGGAGAAGAUAGCACGUGGCAUUCGUGGGGCUGGUGCCAAAAGAGCAGGUUUCCUUCUCGAAAAUUAUCAAGCACCCUGGAGGUACAGUUUUGUUCUUAAUCUCCUCCCUCCCAGUUUUUCUAAGAACCCCUCUUCUCUGUUACUGAUCAGUGAGUCAGUAUACACUUGUACUCCAUUUCUCUUACUAUCCUCCUUUUGAUUAAAGUCAUAGCUGCCCCUGAAUGUUUACUGUGAAAGACAGUUCAAGGAUAUCUAGGUUUUUUUUUUUUUCAGCCCACAGUUUCGAACAGUCUUCAAAAUGGAGCCGUCUUUGGAUUGUUAUCAGUGUGGUAUGUAGUUAGUGGGUGUAGAGACACGGUUCCUUGAGCCUCAGUUUCCGCAUUUGUAAAAAGGGAAGGGUGUUGCUUUGAAGGAUAGAUGUGAAGGUUUUCAAAUGACUUGGUGUAUCAAUGAAAAGGGCCCACGUUGGAGGAGAUGAACGAUAAAUGCUUGUGCCUCCUGCUUUCAUCUCUCUGACUUCAGAGGUAUGGAGAGAGCCCUGUGUACUUCUGCUGACUUUGUGGAUCUUGGGAUCGGCUGAAUUGCUUGACCUGAUUUCUGGAAGCUCCCCGUCUUCUCACGCUCCUCUGCUGCAGAAGAGAUGCUCUGGGGGCUGAGGGAUUUGUAUUGUAUUUGUUUUUCCUCUCCUUCCCUCAGCUGAACUGUGGAAUGCUUUUCCUUCUGGUUGGCUGCAUCCUGUGUCCCUCCCCGCCCCACCUUUUCUCUCUCCAAUACAUCUAGGACUCUGGAGUGGUAUUUCAGAGCCUGGUUGUACAUGUCAGCACUGGGCCAGAUGGCACGGGACGGCUUGCCUAGUCCUGCCCCUGGGAGGGAGGACUACUCUUCUGUUUGUGGGUCUUCUUGAAGAAACUCGCUUUAGAUGAUCUUAGAAAGGUAACUUUUUCCUCUAAUGAAGGACUGUGCUAGCAAAAGAAGUCUUUAGAAAUUGUGUUGGGCCACAGGUCCAAAGACCUAGAUUUUAAACUUCUGGGGGAACUGGCGCAAGAUCAGGCUGGUUUAUUCCAAAUCCUCCUUUCUUCUCUGUGAUGCUUGGGAGUUGGUGGCCAGGAUUCUGGAGUCACUCACUCCCGGGCCUGGUAAUACUCAGAUUCAAAUACCUUCGGUGGGACGCACGAGCUCUAGCCCAUAGAGAAAGAUAGUUCCUUCUGGAGCUUCCAAACUCUAGAUCCAUGUACCUGAUUCAAAUUUCCUCCCUGAGGGACCUUGCUGUGACUUCUGUGUCUGGUGGUCACCUAGCCACAUGUCCCACGAAGGCAGGGAAACUGGGAAAGAAUAUAUGAGCAAAAGACAGGUCCAAAGAAAAGCCUGAAUGAAUGAAGAGGGAGAGAUCUUGUCUGUUAUUGCUGCCCCCCUCUACCUACUUCUGGAAAGGAUCAGAGAUGGCAUUGGGGUAAGACCCCAGUUUCCCCCCACCCCCUGUCCAGGAAGCAGCAGUUUGUUGAUCAAGAGCCUGGAUUUAGACAUGGGAGCCAGAAGGCUUAGGUUUUGGUCCUUGCUGCCUGACCUCGAGCCGUUUCCUCAGCUUCCACGUCAUUAUCUGUGAGAUGCAGAUAAUACUACCACCCACUUCACAGGAUUAAAAGUACCUUCCUCACAGGAUUAUUGUGAGGCUGCGUUAAUAGAUGUGAAAGCACCCAGAACAGUGCCAAACAUCACAGAAGGUAUUCUAUUCAGGUCAGCUAGUGAUCCCCGGUUUCUGAGAGGCAAUUAAUUAUGUUUUUCAAAAAGUUGCAACCAUCUGCAGAAAUGUCAAUGUCAUCAUAUUACCUUUUAGGAAUGAGAAGUUCUGAGCAAUUGCCUCAGCUCCUCUCCGCCUCUGCUCAUGUUUUUGUUAACACUUCCCUCUCAUUUGCCUUAAUCUGUAAACAUUUGGUACUCAUUUCUGAGAAUGAGAACAGCGAUUUCUCCAUGAUCCCUGUGACCCCACCUCUGGGAGAGACCAGGCGAAAUACACUUGCCUUAUGCCACUUAGACGGAGGGGCCUGACUUCCGUUGUGGAGGAGGACCAACCUUAAUGAAUACCCACGGUCGAUUCAGCCCCCUGCUCUGUGCCAGACCCUGGUGUGUGGCUCGAUGGCCUUGACUGCCCUGUGCUUGGUGUGUAUAUCCUGACUGUCCUGUGCUCCGUUUUAAGGCCCACUGAGGAAGAGCUGAGAAUGAGGAGCGCGGAGGACAGCACCCCUGCUGUGGCAGAGCGCCCUAAUGUCCAGGAGUCAGUGGGUCCCCUUGUGGCCCCCACCCCUCUCCGCCCAUGGCCUCAGAUGACGCUUCAGGUUUCUGAAGUUACAGUGACUGGCAAACCCCCAGAGGAAGGUGACGUCCCCAGAAGCAAUCCGCCUGUGGCUUUCACAGAGGUCCCCCAGGCACGGGCCAUCAGGAUUCUCCCCUCUUCCUCUCUCUGUGGCCUGGGUGGCUCCCCCAGGGACCAGGCCUCGGGGCCCGAUGCAAGUGAGGGGACAGUCGGGCCUCUUCUGGAACCCAGCCAGCAACAGGUGGAGGCCACGUGGGAAGUAUCGCAAGAGAAUGGAGGGGGCCGAAAGGACUCCAUGGUGGGGGCCUUAAUGGAUGAACCCGCUGGGGGUCUGGAGGUUGUAGGUGGGUUGGAGGAGCUGCUUGGCGAGGACACCAUUGACCAGGAGCUGGAGCAGCUCUACCUGUCCCACCUGAGCCGCCUGCGGGCCGCUGUGGCUGCAGGUGGGGUGGGAGGUGGCGGGGAGGGCCCCACAGAUGGGGGGGUAUCCCCCAGCCAUCCCCUGGGCAUACUCACGGACCGCGACCUGAUCUUGAAGUGGCCUGGCCCCGAGCGGGCCCUGAACAGCGCCCUGGCUGAGGAGAUCACCCUGCACUAUGCCCGGCUGGGGCGUGGUGUGGAGCUUAUCAAGGACACUGAGGAUCCUGAUGAGGAGGGGGAGGGCGAAGAGGGACUCUCCAUUGUACCCUCCAGCCCAGAAGGGGACACCCCCAAGGAAUCACCUCCAGAAAUCCUCUCAGGGGUCCAUCCUGUGGUAGCCACUAUGGGAGAUGUGUGGCUCCCGUGGGCAGAGGGCUCGGGCUGUGACAGCCCCGUGGUUCUGGGUGCAGAGGGUCAGUUCACUGGGGCUCCAGAAAAAGGGAUGGGCAAGGACACUGACUCUCUGCGCAUAAGUAGGGUGAUGGCUGGGGUGACCGGGCCCCCAGGGGAGAAAGAAGGCCGGAUGGAGUUUACCACUGAGUGGGCAGACAGCUUGGUUCCUAGAUCCGGUAAGGAGCCAGCUGCUCCAGUCCUACGGGGGCAAAGUUUGACCCUCCUCAGUCCCUUGGGGCCUGAAGUCUGUCCUUCUAGCCUGGCCAGGCCCCAUAUGAGCCCCCAGGAUGAAGAGGGUGCAGGCCCAAGCCUGGAGCCCCCAAAGAAGUCCCCCACCUUAGCAGCCCCUGCAGAAAGUGUGUGUGUAUUGCCUCCCCAGCUGUGGGGGCCCUUGACCCAGACUCUGGGGGUCCUGGCUGGGUUGGUGGUGGUCCCUGUGGCUCUGAACAGUGGUAUGUCCCUCCUGGUGCUUGCGCUGUGCCUCUCUCUGGCCUGGUUCUCGUAGAGGCUGCUUGUGUGGGGUGCAGCAGUAACAGACUUCCCCCCUCUCUGGGGUGUGGAGAGAGGCCGUCCCUGCACUGCACCCAGGGGGUUCAGAUAGGAUGUGUGGCCUGUAUAGUGAGGGGUCUUUUGCUUCUGAGAAUGCCCAACUGGAGAGAGACCUUCCCGUCCCUGAGGACUUGUCGGCACAGGGCUCCCUGUGGUGAUGCCAGUGGAGGGGAACAGGGCACGGUGGACGGUGUGAGAUAACUUUCAGAGAGGAACUGGGCAUGCCCUCCCUUCCUCCCUCCCCAAGCCUGUAUUUAUUUUUGUAUAAUUCUCUGGACGAGGGCGAGUGGUCGUGAGCUGGUCUUGGGGCACAAUUACCCAGAGAUAUAUUUAUUAACAGCCAACCUGUGCAACCUGCUGGAGCUUUAUUUUUAAUUUAAUUUAUAUAGAGUACCUAUUAUUAUAUGCCACAAUAGAGCUCUAUGAGAAAUGA